Pisolithus orientalis is the source of this 3549-nucleotide messenger RNA. RefSeq lists its product as uncharacterized. The record is from RefSeq and is a predicted model, not a curated record. The coding region runs from base 1 to 3549 and encodes 1182 amino acids. The transcript has 26 exons. Lineage: Eukaryota; Fungi; Basidiomycota; Agaricomycetes; Boletales; Pisolithaceae.
AUGUUUGGCUAUGGUACCAAUCAACUGGAACAAGACCAUACUAACAAUGGAAUGGCCAGCAGCAAUCACAGUACUAAUUGUGUUAAUACCUCAGAUGAGGAGGACUUUUGCUCUGAUGAGGAAUCUAGCUUGGAUAGCAUGGAGACAACAAAAUCUGCACCAGGAAAGCUGAGACUAGACAAACUUCAAAUCCUCCAAGAUGGUCUAAAUGAUUGGAAGGAAGCUGACACAAACAAAAGGGCCUCACUGAUGGAGGGCAUGUGGAACAAAAUCAAAUGGCUAGAUACUAACAAGAGCCUCAAACAAAAUGAAUGGAAUAGAAAAUGGACAGCCAUCAAGCACUGGAUGUAUAACAACAGUUGGUCCUGUGCAUGGAAGGCCCUGGUCAAGUAUGGCUCCAAAUGGAUGGCCCUAAAGGUGAUCAAGCUGCAGUGUAAGAAGGAUAUCCAGCAAGUACUUGUGAAGGCCAGAAUACAUCCUGGGAUGUCAGCUAUGAUCAAACAUUAUCAGCCAGCCAUUCAGAAGGUAGUCCAGUCAUUGACCAAGGCUGAAUUGGACCAGGCAGCCCAUUUGGCAAAAGAGGCAGCAACAAGUAAGGGCCAGAAGUAUGCAAAACAGUUUGCAUAUGACAUGUGGAAGCAGUGUGGGAUGAGAGUGGUGAUCAUGUCAGCUUGGAAGGAUAAGGAAGGUGAAGUGAUGGUUGGAGUGAAUGACUUCAAUGAUGAGCUGGGUGAUGGAGAGCUCUAUUUGGAUUGGGAAGACCUUCAUGGAAAGUGGUCAGCCUAUGCAAAGAAGGCCUUUGGGGCCAAUGGUACAGAGGAUGGUAGCAGAGAGGAUGAGGCCAGUCAAACCACAGUAAAAGCACAGAAAGGAAAAAAGCAGUCUCAAUUCUCCCUGUCUACCAAUGAUGAUGGCACACCCAUUCUUCCAAAUCUCUUGGACUUACAGACACCAGAAUUAAAGGACAUCAUGAGGGCUUGGCUUGUGGGAAGACAAAUGCCAGUGUGGAGAUCUCAGGAUGGUUCCCUGGAGGAGCUGGUCACCAAACACCAACACUGGUCAGACAAAGCCAAAGGGAAGAGACCCUGGAUGGAAGUAAAUUCUCUUGAUGGCUCUGACUAUGGACAUCACUCAGAGGAGGAACCAGCUCCUCCCACAAAACCUUCCACCAAACAGCAACGGAUAGAUGACUGGCACAAUAUGGCUACUGCAUACCCCAAGCCAGCUGACAAUCAUGCCAAUGAUGGUGGCAAUUUAACUGCAAGGAAGCCCAAGCCCAAGCCAAGAAUCAGAUCCAAUGGAGUUGAUCCAGUGGGUAGGAAUUCAAAUGCCAGGCCUAGAUGCUGUGUGAUGGACAGGGAAGAUGGACUGUUGGAUCAAGCAGAAGAGGAUGGUGUGGCUCAUUGCCCAGAGCAGAAUCAUAGGCCCCCAUGGUGGCCAGAUGAUAAUUAUCCUACUCCAACCAUGAGGAGCCAAUUUGUGCACUUCUCCAAUUCCAUUCAACAUAAUCUGGUCUGGUUUAAGAUGGUAGCCUGCCUAUGCCUGCCAGCUCUUCCUCCAGAAGAUCUGCUAACUGUUGCCAGAAUCUGGAACUUCUGGACUUACACUCAGCUUGUGGAGUAUCAACUCCUGGCUGUAUGGCAAACUCCUGGGAGACUGCUAAAGCUCCAAAUGCAACAAUGGGAUUGGCACUGGCGAUGGGGAUCUAGCCAGUGUGGGGACUGGAAUGGUGGGGGCAACCCCAAAGGCAGCUUGUGCAAUGGCAUACCUGGGGCAACAGGUAGUGGUAAUUUGUCCCAUGCUGGCUCAAGUAAUGGGGUGCUGUCAGAGAGGUGUGUUGAUAUGGAGUCCCAAGGAGGCUCAACCAAUGGGCUGCUAGAGGAGGGAGAUGGUGCCAAUGACUCCCAUGCUGGUGCUAUCAAAGGUGAUCUGGGUGAACCAGAGGACUGGAAGGAGGGUGGCUCGCAUAAUGGGGAUGAUGAGUUUAUCUGGACUGCUGGAACUGAAUCUAACAUUUCUGGGAGCCAUAUGAAAGUUCAAAAUGUUCAUCACUGGAAUGGUCAAGGAGGCUGCCAGGGUUACAAUGCAGGCACUGAGAGGACUUCAGGGCCAGGGACACUAAGCACUGGGGCAAAUGCAGCUCAGCUUGUGGGGGCCCAGCUGGGAAUGGUCCACACAGUUGUUGAACAUCUACCCCUGGCAUUCAAGAUCCCUCCACAUCUUAUUGCUAUCAAUAUGCACAUGCCUAAGUCUCACCCAUAUUACAAGGUCAUGGAGGAGCUUACCAGGCCUUCAUCAAGGGCCAAGCACCAGGCACAGCUGGUGGAUAAGGGGAAGGGGAAAGAGUUGGGUAUGGAUGAGGCUCAAAGGAUUUGGCUUCUGGACACUAUGGCUAGGACCACUGGAGUUGUGAUGCAGAAGCUGGGAAAUGAGGAGGAUCAGAACAGGGAGAAGGCACAGGGCUGUAGCCAGUCAAGAUGUGGCCAGCCAGUGGCCAAGCCUGUCGAUGCCAGUGAUCAGACCAGUAGAGGCUGGAGCCAGUCAAGGAGACCAAUGAAGAAGGCAAAACCAGCAGUCAACAAGGAUGUGCAGGACCAUCCAUCCAAAGUAACAAGCUGUCAUUCAUCUCCUGGCCCAUGGACUGGCUGCCCCAUGGAAAUUAUUACUCUGUCAUGGCUAUCCCAGUCAUGGUCUCAUGCAAGAAGUGUUGCAACAGACCCACCCAUCACUCCAGCACCAACUACUACAACUGGUGCUGAUGAUCCAUGCCAUUGUGACAAGUAUCAGGAAGAGGUUACCAUCAUCAAGCAGGAGAAUUCUGACAUGAGGCAGGAGAUAGAAAUGCUAUCUGUAAUCACCUAUUCCCAGCCCCAGAUGUGCUUAACCAUCCUCUGGUCCCAUUUCACACUACUUCCAACCCUACACUGGUACCUCACAUGCCAGUCCAUGGUGGAACUUGGCACUGCAACCAGUGUUGUAGAGGUUCAAUCAUCCCAAAGUGGCUCAAGACAGGAGUCCACUGAACCCCCUCCCCAGCUUCAUUUGAGGGAGGUGCUGGCUUGGAAGUACCUCCUUCAAAUGUCAAAGCUGUGCAUGGACCUGCUGGAGGUCUGGCAAUCUCUAUUACUCCACCACCACCAGCAGUCAGAUCAGUGCCUGGACAGGAAGUCUUCUGGUCAUCACCAGAGCCACCAUUGUGGUAAUACAUGCAUCUCUGGCAUGGUACUGGUACCAGUACAUACACACACUGUGGACCUGCUCCCAGGAGGUCAGGCAGGUCAGGCAUGGCAUGGUAUAAUUUCUGGGCAGGCCUCCAUGGCAUUGGCACUGGGAUGGCAUUCAUGGCAUUGGUUCCAGGACAGCUUGACUGAUGGCCUCAUGGCAUUGGGGAUGUGCCAGAACUCAUUACAAUGGUGCUGUGACAGCCUGCAUGAUGGCCUCAUGGCAUUGGGGAUGUGCUGGAACAUAUGGCAUAGAUGCUGGGACCACUUCCAUGGAAUUGGUGUUGUGCUGGAACACAUUACAAUGGUGCCAGGAUGGCUUGCAUGA